This is a messenger RNA of Eleginops maclovinus (Patagonian blennie), 1447 nucleotides long. RefSeq names its product recoverin 2 (gene rcvrn2). The transcript is spliced from 4 exons. The record is from RefSeq and is a predicted model, not a curated record. Bases 260 to 841 code for a protein of 193 amino acids. Lineage: Eukaryota; Metazoa; Chordata; Actinopteri; Perciformes; Eleginopidae. Gene Ontology annotation, molecular function: calcium ion binding.
CCACCUUAAAUCCCGCAUUAACAGAAUUAACCCUCUCGCCCAUGGGAGGCGUGCGUUCCCCCUGCCCUCCUUAUCUCUUACUGUCUUACUUGUUGAGACGCACACUCAAAUCAUCAGCCAUCAUCUGUCGAAACAACCCACAGCUGAGGUCAAGCCAGAGAAGAAAUUGUUAAAACAAAGGAGAAGUUCAGGUGGCGCAGGAGAAGUAAAACUCCAGUGGCAAAUAUUUGCCAGUGAGAACUGACCCUGAAAAACUACCAUGGGAAAUUCAACCAGUAGCGCAUUAUCAAAGGAGAUCCUGCAGGACCUGAAGCUCACCACACACUUCACUGAGGAUGAGAUCUCCCAGUGGUACGAGAACUUUCAGAAGCAGUGCCCAACAGGACGCAUUACACCAGAAGAGUUUGAGCAGAUCUACGCCCGCUUCUUCCCUGACAGCGAUGCAAAGAGCUACGCAAGACAUGUGUUUCGCUCCUUUGACACAAACGACGAUGGCACCUUGGACUUCAAGGAGUACAUCAUCGCACUGCACAUGACCUCUACUGGGAAGACGACACGAAAACUGGAGUGGGCUUUCUCGCUGUUUGACGUGGACAAGAACGGAUACAUCAACAAGACAGAAGUGACAGAGAUCUGCCAGGCCAUAUUUAAGCUGAUCCCCAAGGAGGAGCAGGCCAAGCUACCAGAGGAUGAGAACACACCAGAGAAGAGAGCCAACAAGCUGUGGGCUUACUUCGAAAAGAAAGACAACGAGCGACUGGCUGAAGGAGAGUUCAUCAAGGGGGUGAUUGAAAAUGAGAAUGCAAUGCGUCUUAUCCACUAUGAACCAGCGAAGCAAUAAAGUCAUUGCCAUUUGAUUCCCUCUCGUUUAACUCUUUCGAACCCCCUCUUGCUCUUGGAUCCACUCCACCCCUCUGUAAAUGCUCUUCCUGCAAAAUCUUGGCGGCAACUCAUUAAGUUUUGUUUAUGUCAGAUUGUUUUACUAAUGUUUGUCCAUUCAUUUAUAUAAUAUUGAAGCUAAAAGAGGCCAAUUAUGGCGUAGCAUUUAACAUUUCUCUACAGGUAAAAGAAUAAGCUUUGUGGUUAUUAUUAAUUUUCUUUUGGCAUAUAAAAACCAUUUGUAUAAUAAUAAACAAUUAAUAAGUAUCCUAACGAUUGUUAGCUGAUCAUAGUUUUUUUACAGAACUGGAAAUGUCUACAAAAGGUUGUAGCGUUAACGUGUUGUACUGUAUUCACUGUACAAUAAAUACAUUAAAGUUUUUCUCAUAAAUCUGUGCUUAAAAAUCUAGUUAUUGGUCUUCCCCAGAAAACAGUAAAUUCUUCAACGACCUAGAAACACACUGCGUAAUAUGCUUUCAAAAAAUGGUGCUUUUUGCCUUAAGUUUUCAAUUAUGUUGAUCCCAUACAGUAAAUCCAGUGGUGCACAUGGUAUACCAACAAAGACCUA